AUGGACCAAGUAAAUGGCUCUGUGGUAACUGAGUUUGUGUUACUGGGACUUACACAAUCCUUGGGAAUGCAGGUUUUCCUCUUUCUUUUCUUCUCUUUGUUCUAUGUGGGAAUUAUCUUGGGAAACCUCUUCAUUAUGUUAAUGGUGAUUUUUGAUUCUCACUUACACUCCCCCAUGUAUAUCCUGCUGGCCAACCUAUCAUUCAUUGACCUGGGCCUUUCAUCCACCACAGUUCCUAGGAUGAUCUCUGAUCUUUUCAGUGGUUGCAAAAUCAUUUCCUUCCACAAUUGCAUGAUACAAAUGUUCUUUAUUCAUGUCAUGGGAGGAGUUGAGAUGGUACUGCUCAUAGCCAUGGCAUAUGACAGGUACACAGCGAUUUGCAAGCCUCUCCACUAUCUAACUACUAUGAAUCCCAAAAUGUGCAUGUUUUUGGUAGUGGCUGCUUGGAUCAUUGGGGUGAUUCAUGCUGUGUCUCAGUUUGUUUUUGUCAUAAAUUUACCUUUCUGUGGCCCUAAUAAUGUGGGGAGCUUUUUUGAUUUUCCUAGGGUUAUUAAACUUGCAUGCAUGGACACUUACAGCCUAGAAUUUGUGGUCACUGCCAACAGUGGCUUCAUAUCUAUGGGCACCUUCUUUUUCUUAAUUGUAUCAUACAUCUUUAUUCUGAUCACUGUCAGGCAACAUUCUUCAAAAGAUUUAUCCAAAGCAUUCAUCACUCUGUCAGCUCACAUCACUGUAGUGGUUUUGUUUUUCACUCCAUGCAUGUUUCUCUAUGUGUGGCCUUUCCCUACCAAGUCAAUGGAUAAAUUUUUUGCCAUUGUGGACUUUGUCAUCACUCCUGUAUUAAAUCCUGCCAUCUAUACUUUAAGGAACAGAGAUAUGAAGGUGGCAAUGAGAAGGCUGACUCGACAAGUUGUAAGUUCUAGGGAGAUGCCAUAA
Neomonachus schauinslandi (Hawaiian monk seal) is the source of this 936-nucleotide messenger RNA. RefSeq names its product olfactory receptor 4F6-like. Gene Ontology annotation, biological process: G protein-coupled receptor signaling pathway. NCBI's taxonomy places the organism in Eukaryota, Metazoa, Chordata, Mammalia, Carnivora, Phocidae. Gene Ontology annotation, cellular component: membrane. The record is from RefSeq and is a predicted model, not a curated record. Gene Ontology annotation, molecular function: G protein-coupled receptor activity; olfactory receptor activity.